UUAAGCCACGCCCCUCACAGUGCCGACGCCGUUACGCGCUGUCGCACUUGCUGUGCGUCUUCUGCGUCAGGUCUUGAGUGGAGUUAAUUUUUUUUUUUGUUUUAAUUCCGAAGCCACAUUGUUUUUUUUUCUGCACUUGAUUUUUCUUUUAAAUUUUACACCGUUACUGCUUGUGUGCACGUGUGUGUGUUUUUUUUUAUUUGAGAAUGUCCGACCCUCCUAUCCGCGGCCAAUGGAAAAACCCUCGGGAUUCCCUCCAGUAGUUCAUGUUAUUAUCGGACUAAACAUCAAAAAAAUAUAAACAGACAGACAGACUGACACGGAGAAGAAAAGGUGAAGAGCGUCGAGGGACCCCAGUCGCAUACGGAGAGCCCUGCCCCUCUUGUCCCUCCCCGCGAGGCCUACAACUCCGGCGGUAGCCAGACUCCGGAGCCCAGUAUUUCUUCACACAGGCACGGCUGCCUGCCCGGCUGGCUGGGCGGCGCACGCACGAGUGAUUCAUCAUACUGAAGAAACUAAAUCCUGAAGAAAGAGAAAAUCCAGGGAGAAGGACAAAGGAAAGGGUAAAGCCUUUGGGAUGUUAUAGCGAAGAUUUGCAUUCUUUUCCCUUCCCUUUCCCCCAGUGGAAGGUCAGUUUGGAAGAUUUGGUGGUUUUACUCUUCCUGAAAACAUGUGAGGCCCCUUCAACUCUUACCAAUUUGGAUUUGAGUGUUUUAGCCGACUUGGGAAAGCUGCUGCGUUGGAUGUGUGUGCGUGUGGGGUGACCAUGAUGUUCCGAGACCAAGUUGGCAUCCUAACUGGUUGGUUCAAAGGCUGGAAUGAGUGUGAACAAACAGUGGCUCUCCUGUCUCUUCUGAAACGUGUCAGUCGGACUCAGGCCCGUUUUCUGCAGAUCUGCCUCGAACACUCGCUGGCCGAAUGUACUGAAAUCCAUAUCCUUGAGAAUGAGGCAAACAGUGCUGCAAUUGUUAGCCAAUGGAACCAGGAGCCCAAGGAGAAGGUGGUCUCUUUACUUUUAUCUCACCUCCCGCUUCUUCAGCCACGCAACUCAGAUGCCAAAUGCGAGUAUAUGAAGCUGCUACAAAAGGUGCUCAGCUAUACAAUCGAAAGCAACCUGUUUGUGGAGGAGAGUCGGCAGCUGCUCUCUUAUGCCCUCAUCCACCCUGCGACUACUCUAGAGGACCGCACCUCUUUAGCCAUGUGGCUUAACCACCUGGAAGAGCAUCUGUCCAGCAAUUACUCGGGACGUGCCUCCUCCUCUGCCUACCACCCUCGCCAAGCCUCUGACGAGUGGACUAAUCAAUCUGACCUCAUGGACCCAGGCCAUGGAUGGCAGGAAAAGUCUGGUACCACGGGACAGAAUGGCCACUUGCCCUUUCAUGUGUCAUCCUCAGUGCCGUCAGCAAUGAACAGCAUUGGAAGCAAUACGAAUACUGUUCUACCAAGCCAAAUCCAUCCUAGCCCUCUGAAACGGUCCAUGUCCCUGAUCCCCACCAGCCCACAGGUUUCUAGCACUGAGUGGAUCAGCCAGGAGGACCUGGGCAUCCGAACGCCGUACGUUUCUUCAGAUCACGCUCCUCUGUCACCGCAGAGCAGUGUGGCUUCUUCAGGCAGUGAGCAGACUGAAGAACAAGGAGCCAGCCGAAACACCUUUCAGGAAGAGGGCAGUGGUAUGAAAGAUGUCCCGACAUGGCUAAAAAGUCUUCGGCUUCAUAAAUAUGCAGCUCUGUUCUCCCAGAUGACAUACGAGGAAAUGAUGACACUCACGGAGCAACACCUUGAGUCACAGAAUGUCACAAAAGGAGCUCGGCAUAAAAUAGCUCUAAGUAUCCAGAAACUGAGAGAGAGACAAAGCGUCUUGAAGUCUUUAGAAAAGGAUAUUCUUGAAGGGGGUAAUCUUCGAAAUGCACUUCAGGAGCUGCAACAGAUAAUAAUUACACCUAUUAAGGUAUAUAGUCCACCACAGACGUCUCAGAAAGAGAGUGACACCACAUCACAGCCUUCAGACAAAUCUGGAAAACCAGCAGAUGAAAAGGAUUCUACAGCUGAGGUCUUUUCGCCCCCAAACUCCUCUCAUUGUGAUGGUGAGCCCUCAGCAAUGCCAAUACCAGAAGGAGAUAUAACGGGGCAGUUUACAAGGGUGAUGGGCAAAGUGUGCACGCAACUCUUAGUAUCAAGACCAGAUGAAGAGAACAUCAGCUGUUACUUGCAGCUCAUAGAAAAGUGUCUAGCACAUGAGGCUUUUACUGAAACUCAGAAGAAAAGGUUGCUGUCUUGGAAGCAGCAAGUCUUGAAACUACUAAGAAUGUUUCCUCGGAAAGCCAUGCUUGACAUGCCAAGUUACCGACAAAAAGGGUGGACAUAUGGGUCAAAUUCUCUUCCUACAGCAGGCUCUGUGGGAGGUGGGUUAGGACGCCGAGGACAACGACAGUUUCAAAUGCCUUCCCGUGGGCUGCCACCCAAUCGUAUGGCCCUCAUGAGUCCUUCUGGCAUUGGGGGUGCUUCACCUAGGCACACAUUAACUAGUCCUGCUCUUGGAGGGCAGGGCAGGCAGAAUUUGUGGUUUGCCAACCCAGGAGGGAGCAACAGCAUGCCAAGUCAGAGCCGCAGCUCGGUCCAGAGAACACACUCUCUACCCGUCCAUACGUCCCCCCAAGCCAUGCUCAUGUUCCAGCAGCCAGAAUGCCAGGUUCCAGGAACAGAUUUGGAAAUUAAUCCCACGCUGGAGUCACUGUGCCUCAGCAUGACAGAGCAUGCAUUAGGAGAUGGAAUGGAUCGGACGUCAACGAUCUAAAAAAGAAGGUGCCCACAGAAGAAAAUGAGCUACACUUUAUAUAAAAAUAAACACUUUUGAGUCCUGCACGGCUGCCCAACACAGGAGCUUGAGGACAUUCACCCUUCAGAGUACAGAAAAUGGUCACUACAGAAAAGGAAAAAAAAACUGUGUAUAUGUUCUCUGAUAUUUUUCUACUUUAUUAUACUUAAUAACUAAGGUUUAUUAUAAAAAUACAGAUUACUACAAUUUAAGAGCAAACUGCAGCAGAGAGAGUGAGUUUGAAUACUCUGAUUUAACAUGAUUAGUAAUUCAAUAUAUACAUUAUUGUCUCCUAUGAAAUGAGGUAAUUAUAAAAUAUAUAUAUAUAUAUAUAUAUAUAUAUAUAUAUAUAUAUAUAUAUAUAUAUAUAUAUCUCCACAGCUGUGCCCCAAGGUUCCUGGCAGUGUUAGUACAUUGUGCUGGUCAUAAACUGUGAGGUAUGGAAAACAAGGCCAUACUUGUUAAGAGAGCAAGUGCCAUUUAAAUAUGGUGAAAUAUCUUACGUGUUUAUGGUGCUUUUAAAAGUUGAUAACCCUGAGUAUUCUAUUUAUUUUUCUCCUCACCUCAGAUUGUGUGCUUCCCCAUUUGUGCAUUACAAAAAGAUAUCAGAGGCCAAACAGGCCGACUCUUGUUUGCAUUUUGGUUGCAUUUGGUUUUCAGCCCAUCUUUCCUAAUGUCUAUCUUUGUACUGAUGUGUCCCUUGUUCAUUACUAGGAUGUGGCUUCUUGACGUCAAACAAGUUCGCAUUUUUUUUGUUACACAGUAGAGUUUAAAGUCAGGUGUUUCAUGCCCUUUAAAAUCUACCUUCUGACACACACAAAUCACCAUACAUCAGUUUUCCUCUUUGCAAUUUUGGUUAUUAGGUAUAAAUACAUCUCAGUCUUUAAAUCUAAAAAAUAAGAGAUCAAAACUUUAUGCAGAAACAAAUUCUGUUGGCUUGCUGGUGACCCACUGCAUGUUGAUUGACUUUUGAAUUGAAUCUUCUUUUUGCAGUUGUAGGAUGCAUCAAGCCACUGGGGUAAGGAGUACACUUAAAGUGGUGUUAGUUGGGCAUCUUUGUUUAGUGCAUGUUUUUAAAGAGCAGUACUUGAUAUGACAGUUGCCUGGUCAAAUUCUGAGGUCAGUGUUAGUUAUUUUUUGGCAAGUUGUACUUGUUUGGUAGCAAGAACCCAAUGGUUACUUAAACGUUAACCCUUACACAGAUGAUUAGUUUAGUUGGCAUGCUUUCAUCAUUAUGAAUUUUAAAUUAUUUUAAUUGUAUAGAAAUCUUUUUCCAUAUUAAUUUUUGUUUUGUGUUUUUGAACAGUUUAAAGAAAUUUCUGUUCAAUAUCUUCAUAGAUGAUUGUUUCUGUCUAUACACAAUUUCACUUUUGGUGAGACUUCAGUAAAUAACUACCUGUUCAGUUCACAGAUUUCUCCUUAGCCAGUGUAUUUUGUUUUAUAUAAAGAAGCCCAGGGAGAACACCCUGUCACCUCAUUUUCCGUAUCAUUUUUCUAUGGGUUCACUCUGAGCUUUUUUACUACACUUGAAACUGGGAGGAUCUGAUUCCUGUACUGCUUCAGCCAGCUGUUGAUUGCAUUUGUCUGAAAUGUUGAAGUUAAUAGCUGAGUUUUAACAAGAAGCCCAUCAUUUAGCAUCCACCCAGUUAAAAAGAAGCAUUGUUUGUCACAUAAAUCUGCAGUUCUUAUUCAGUCCCACUGCCCACCUCACAUGAUGCAGUAUAAAUUAGAAUGUGUCAGUCCUAUAGAAACUACAUCUCAGAAGCAUUUUGUAUGUGUGCUAAACAAAGCAUCUUUCCAGAUCUGUGACUUCCCCACAACAGCGCUUAAAGCUUUGUGCCCACCUCUGUUCAACUGGAUGCUAGAGGCUGACUCGUCAGGGUUUGUUUUUUUUUUUUUUUUCUUUUUCUCUUCCUUUAAGAUGGUCAAAGUGAGGUCCACAGGUGUUGUGUGUUGAGGUGAUGCUGUGCAAAGAGAAGGCUUCAAUUCAUUGCACUGCAGUAGUGAUGUUGAAUGCUCAGGUUUUCCCAUUUAAUAGAGAGGAGUGGGCCAUUGGAGUGGUCACUUGUGGGCAGAAGAAUUUGUGUAAUGACUGACUAGAAUCUUAUACAAAAGUGUACCUCUGUUUUAUUUCUGCAUUUCUUUCCAUGACAUAUGCAACAAAUAAUGAAAUCAGACAUUAGUGUCCAAUGCAAAAGCCUCUAAAUGCUUCAAUUUAGAUAUCUUUAUGUCUGCUGCUGCAUUUUUAUUGCGCGUGGUAAUUUCAGAAAUCUGCUGCUUUUACAUUUGGCCAUUAUUCAGGAGGAAAGGUAGCCAUGAUGUGCAAAUAAAAACUUCAUAAAUGUGAAGUUGCAUGAAAUUAUUAUGCAUGUCUUGUUUUAAAAGUUGCAUUUAAGCAGAUUAUUAUCAGUGAAGGGGAAAUGUUGUUAUCCAUUUCAAAGUUCCAGAAAUCAGUUGAGAUGUCAGGUGGUGUAAGGUGAAUAGGAAUGUAGUUUUUGAGAGACAGCAGCAAGUUGAUUUGAGGGAAUCACCUUGUGGACACACACACCUACUGUUUUUACACGUGUCAUUUGUGGGCUUUGUUUCUUGUUCAGUCUGUUUUUCGUACACCAUCUAAUCCCACCUCUGUCUUGUGUAGUGGCAAAUAAAUAAAAAAUAAAAAAAACUUCUGCUUCAGUGGUUGCAGACCAGUUACCACAUUAGCCGUGUUUUUUAGUCUGUAUUUCAUACACAUAGGCUAUCCCCCUAUCACCCCCAGGUGUAAUGCUAAUUACUUUUAACAGGAACCCUCAUUGUGGUUUUGCACAAUUCUUUUGGGGUAACUAGCAUCAUUUCUUUUUAUGUGUGUGGACAUCUGAUCUUGCAACACAGAUAGACAUUUUAUAUGCGUUAAUGGCAAAUUCAGGAUGGUUGUACUGCCGCUAUGGACUCAAAUGUACUUGUAGAUUUUGCAGUCUUUGAUAUGUCCCCUAGAGUGAGAUCAGUGUAGUAAACAGUGUUUACAACAGCUAACACACGGUGUGCCCAAUUAGUUUGUGUGGUAUUUCACUCUGAACCUUAAACCCAGAGCAGAGCUCUCAGUGCCUUCACUUACCAGAGAGUAUGAAACUGUGAAUAUACAUCACAAUCAACCUGCACACGCAUCACUGUGCACCAAUUCUCCUGCUCCCUCUGUGUCUCAGUUCUGAUAGGCGACAGUGCUUUUAUGGGCUUUGGAAACAGUCAAGUGAAGAGAAGGCCCGAUUUACCUUUACAGGGUGCAAAAGACAAGAGAACCAAAUGUGAAACAUAAAAAUAAUUUGGUAAGGAAAAGUAACUUGCACCUAAACCAGUCUACCGGGAGCCUCUGGGCAGCUUAGCUUCUUGCCCAGUUCUUUGACUCUGUGAUAUGCUACUGACCUUUAUUUAUAACUGGACUGCUGGAGAUGACCGCUGUUGUGUGUGCAUGUGAGUAGCACUCUUGCUCAAUAUAACAAGCCACGAUUUUUUCACAUUUGUCAUUUUUUCCAUAACACACUGAACUCCAAUGGCAGCAAGUCUCUGCCUGAGCUCGGGACACUAGAGCAGUUUGCUCACUUCUUCUUUCUUCAUUCUCUAUAUCUUCUCCGCCAUAGGGGAGUCUGAGCCAGACAAUGUGUCUGAAUAGUUCCACAAAGCCAGAGACAGGAAUAAAAUAGUAGAUUAAAUAAAAGCUGAAAAUGCCAUUGGUAAAAAAGCUGUGAAACUGCCAGGCCGCUGCCAGCUUCUCCUCCUUGGUAAGAGGAGCUCCUUUGUGUUCCCUUAAAACAUUUCUUUAUUUUUGGCUACUUGUGACCGUCGAGUGUGUUUGUGUGUGUGGUGUGAUGCCUACAACUACCUCAUUGACUCCAGACCAUCCUCAUCAGUUUCUAAAUGCAGAAAUUGGCACAGACGACAUAGCAGGAGGGAGAGAGAGGCUGAGUUCACUUCUGUGUAAAAGCAGGCAUGCAGGUUUAAGAUUUUGUGUGUUGCAGGCCCUUUGCUGAAAAGAAAGGGUUUGGUUUUUGUGUUCCACUUAGUCAUAUGUUCAACUAUGAAAUCUCAAAACAUUUUAAAAAUGCAUCUUUCUGGCUGCUUUUGUACUGCACAAAGUUGUGUGUGUGUUUUCCCCAGCAGUUAUUGCCUUCAUGAAAUUGAAUUUUUGGUAAAAGCAAAAGAUGGAAGUAUAAAACAUUCACUAGGAGACACCUGCAAAGUAUGUAUGGAGACAAUAGUUAGCUAUUUAUUUCUACAAAAAUUAAAAACAAAGGUCCUCUUAAAAAAUAGAUAUGUUAUUUUAGAUACAUUUUAUUAAAAAUAACUUUUGUUAUUGCUAUGGCUGGUAACCAUGAGUACAUUACAAAACUAUUGUGUAGUCGCUUGGUUUGUUUUUGCUUUGCUUUGUAAAGGCAAGUGAGCAUAAAAGUAUUAGUCUUUUUUUUUUCUAUGUAAAAGCUGUGCUUAUUUUGUAAUUUUAUUUUGUUAUUGUUUGUACCUAAGGUGGGGUGGGAGGAGAAUGGGGGGAACUUCAAGCUGCCUUUACAUUGACACUAAUGCAACUUGUAAGAAUUGAGAAAAUGAGCUCUAGGGCAUGGCUUUCUGUUUUGGAAUUAUCAGGAGUGUGUGUUCACUUGGGACACUGCUUCUCUGACGAUGAGAUUGGGAGGGUGGGAGGGUAUUUGUGUGAACCUUUGGACUCUUUGAAACAACAGCUUUGUAAGCAUGAAAAGUCAACUGUGGCAUCUCCUCCUUUGUUUACUGUGUGUGGCUGUAUCAGCUGUAAAUGAGGGUUGUCGUUCCAUCAGUCCUUUGACUCCCUUUUCUCUGUUGAUGCCGUCUCUCAUUGUUGGACUCUUUGCUUUUCACACAUUCAUAUAUGUCAGCUUUAUAUUGCUUGAUUUGUUGUUAUGUCCUUCAUUUCAUGGCAGGUUAUCAGUUUGUGGAUUCUUGCAUGUUGUUUGAUACCUUUUCAUUACAAAAUAAGGUUUCAUUGUACAUUAUCUAAAACAUUCCCUCCUUCACCAGGUUUCAGCAGAACACCACUCUUAAUUGUGCAAAAAGUCACUAUUAUUUUACCUUCAAGUGAAAUAUCACAUUCAUUAAAAUAUGCCUCAAAUGAAUGGCACUCACUAGGGUCAUCAGAGUGGAACACUAUACUAGAAUGAAUUCAUAUGAUGAGUAAAUUAAGUGAGAGAAUGGCAGCCCUGGGUCAUCUGAUGAGCGCUUGAAUUCUCAAAAUCGUCAUUUCCAGGUGAAGGGUUGCUUAAUUGCAGACAUUUUUACUUAGUGAACUCAGAAUUUCGCCAGUCAUGUUUCCUCUGUUGUUAAGAUGACCCCACCAGUGACAAAGUGUGUUGUGUUUUUUUUAUCAGUCCUUUACCACACAACUGUGAACAUGAAUUGAAACUCUGUAGCCAGAUAGCUUCUCUGACAGAGACUUACUCUCCUGGGUUUUAGUUAUUUUCCUUUAAUUACGUAUGAUUGGAUAAUAGGAUGCCAUUAGUUAUAGACAAAGUGCAGGUUAAUGAUGGCACUAUACAUUGAUGUACCAUCACUGGACUUCACUUAACUUAGAGAACAUAAUUAAACCAAAGCAAGAAAGGUUUUAACAUCAUAUUUCUUCUUUUAGCAGACUUCAAUGUUUUUGCAUAGAAGAUGUUAGAGCAACAUGUUUGUAAAUGGGCUUUUCAUUCUUUCUACUGCUGUUUUUCUUCCAAAGGUUUAGGAACACUAAUACUAGGGGUGGGUAAAUGCGGGGGGGGGGGGGCCUUGAAUAUUAGUGUUUGUUGAUUUCCAUUAUUUAAAAAGAAAAAAAACACCCUUCUGUGUAAAUGCAGCUUUAUGUUGUGUUUUGUACUGGCUUCAGGUACAGAGCUCUGUCCUCAUUAUUCAGAAUUAUUUAUAUACCUUACAGCUGCAUGCAGAUGAUAUAAUUAAAAAGAUCCAACCUAUUUAAGAAA
Molecule: messenger RNA, 8772 nt
Organism: Erpetoichthys calabaricus (reedfish)
Lineage: Eukaryota; Metazoa; Chordata; Cladistia; Polypteriformes; Polypteridae
Product: protein Smaug homolog 2
Exons: 13
Coding region: 767-2794 (675 amino acids)
Biological process (GO): nuclear-transcribed mRNA poly(A) tail shortening; regulation of mRNA stability; negative regulation of translation
Cellular component (GO): P-body
Molecular function (GO): mRNA binding; protein binding; translation repressor activity
Source: RefSeq, a predicted model, not a curated record